This is a messenger RNA of Drosophila willistoni, 1502 nucleotides long. RefSeq names its product synaptobrevin homolog YKT6 (gene Ykt6). The transcript has 2 exons. NCBI's taxonomy places the organism in Eukaryota, Metazoa, Arthropoda, Insecta, Diptera, Drosophilidae. The record is from RefSeq and is a predicted model, not a curated record. Gene Ontology annotation, cellular component: Golgi apparatus. Gene Ontology annotation, biological process: endoplasmic reticulum to Golgi vesicle-mediated transport. Gene Ontology annotation, molecular function: SNAP receptor activity. The coding region runs from base 306 to 905 and encodes 199 amino acids.
UAAGACGUACACUAAUACAGAAACAAAUUGGCGAAUUACAUUAAACAAAUUUCAAAUACAAUUAUUUGAAUUUAAAAUACUAAUAGAAACAAAUAUUCGAAAAUUAAAGGCCUUAAUACUAACUGAAACCACCAAUUCACACGGCAAAAACAUAAACAACAUUGACAUACGGAACUUGGGCCAGGCGGAGGCAAAGACAAGACAAGACAAGACGCAAGCAGACACGAAAGGACGGACUACAAGUUAAAGUUUCUCCACAGUGCAAGUUUGAUUUAUCGAAUUAAAAUCAAUUGCUAGUCAACAAUAUGGUCAAACUAUUCGCACUGAGCAUCUUUUACAAAGGAAAUGGAGAAGCCCGCAUCUUGAAGACAACAUCCGACCUGCAGUCGUUCUCCUUUUUUCAGCGCGGCACUGUUGACAAUUUUAUGACCUUUGCAUCGAAGACAAUUGUGGAACGUACACAGCCCGCGCUUAGGCAAUCAGUGAAGCAAGAUGCCUAUAUGUGUCAUGUAUAUGUACGAUCAGAUAAUCUGGCUGGUGUCCUAAUUGCCGAUCAUGAGUAUCCCAAUCGAGUUGCUCACACAUUAAUCACAAAGAUUCUCGAUGAGUUUGCCACCAAAGUGCCAGCGGAUCAAUGGCAAAACGGUUCGGCAGCAACCAUAUCAUUUGAUAUGCUUCCAACAUUUUUGGCCAAGUACCAGGACCCGGUUGAGGCGGAUCCAUUGACAAAAAUGCAAAACGAUUUGGAUGAAACGUCAAUUAUAUUAAAGAACACAAUUGCGGCGGUAUUGGAGCGUGGCGAGAAGCUUGACGAUAUGGUACUCAAAUCGGAGGAACUGAGCCUGCAAAGCAAGGCCUUCUAUAAGACAGCGAAAAAGACCAAUUCAUGUUGCAGUUUCACCUAAGCGUAGGAUGUGGAUGCAGCAGAUGCAGUCAUCACACACACACAUACACACACACACACACUCACACAAUGGAACAGGAACACCACAAGAUAAACAAAUGAAAACAAAAACACCAAGAAGAAGAAUCAACAACAACUACCAACUACCAAAACAAAUUGCAAGUUGCAAAGUUGAAUUAGAAUUUGUAUGCUUUUUAUAAAUUAAUUAGUUAAUUAACAUACAUACAUGUAUAUAUAAUAUAUCUAGAUAUAUGUUUGUAUCGAUAUGUAUCCAUUUGUAUAUGUAUGUAUGUACAAAAUGGGGAAAACAAACAACCCAACAUUCUAAUCCUUUCCCAUAUCACAAUUCUCUCUCCCAUACCCACAACACUCCACAUCCUAGCCGACUUCACCAAACUAUCCAUAAUAUUAAUUACAAUGAGAUAAUGUCCACUUGUUUUUCCCCUCUUUGGACAUCCGUUGUCUAUGUUCAUAAUCUUUUUUUUUUUUGUUUUAUGAGAUAUUUAAUUUAAUGUCUAUGUGAAUACGAAUAAUGCAAAUUGAAUGUGUCGUUAAUUAUAUAUUAAACGAAUACAAUUUAUGAAUAUUAUACGAAAAA